AUGACUUCGAAAGCGGUCAACGUCCCAACGGACCUCAAAGCCAAGGAGAAGAAUGUCAACGCAAAGCUCCAGCUCUACGGAAUCUACGCAGCCUUCGCCAAUGGCAAGGCGCCAUCAAACAAGCAAAUCGACGUCGCCAUGAACUCGGCGCUCGAGUGGCAAGGACUGAAGAGCCCAUCCGGCAAGCUGUCCAACGACGGCAAGCAGCUUGUAGCAGAUCUGCGCGAUGUCAUCGAGAAGGCCAAGCAGCUUCUCCUGUCCAAGAACGAGGGCAACCUCCUUCAAGACUUCAUCUGGCAAACACAGCGAAUCGGCGCUGGCGAGGCUCAAGGCGUAAAGGCUCCGAUUGACAAGGACACUGCCAAGCAGCACGGCAACGAGGCCCUUGAGGGUCUCCGCACUCUCGGCCAGCUGACCAUCACCAACGGUCAAUUCCGCAAGCUGUUGUCGGACGCCAUCACUCUUUUCCGCGACAUCGCUGGUGAUGCCGCACAGAAGGCUGCUACCAAGGUGAACCCAGAUGAGGAGGCGCUGUCCCAGAUUGAUAGGCCAGCUGAGGACAACACCUGGCACGAGGCUCCUGACCUCUCUGGUGCCAACAUCAAGCAGCAGAUUCGCAGCCAGGUUCCAAUCGGCAAGAAGGAUCUGCAAGACGCCGCUGGUGAUGCCACCCAGGCUGGUCACCCAUCUGGAUCCCGCAAGCCAGAAGAUGCGGCCAAACUCGCCGCUGAGGAACAGCGCCAGGGCAAGCAAGGCACAAGCUUGGACCCAUCAUCCGGUGCCGCUGCCGCUGCUGGCACUUUGAAGAACCGUCUCGACCAGAACGUCGACGAGGAGAAGAAGCAGCAGGCUCGUGAGUACCGUGACCGCACCCGCGAGUACUUCAAGGGCAAGAUGCCACAGGAACGCCGCGAGCAAAUCGUCUACCGCCUGAAGAAGAUGAUUGUUGAGAUCCAGGGACACCAGGACUACCAACAGGCCAUUGAUACUUUGCUCCGUCUGGCUGAGCAAUAUGGCGGCCACACCAAGGAUGUUGCGGCCCAAUCCCAAGGAGCCGUUGAAGGUGCCCACUCCCAGGACAGCUUGCAAACCGCGGAAACUGACUUGAGGAAACUCCUCGAACGCUUUGCCAACUCGACAUCUUUCGAUGAUCUCUUCGACUCGAUCAACCAGAUCUAUCGCGACGCCGACCGUGACCCAGAACUCAAGGGUUUCUUCAAGGAUACCGACCGCUUCAUCCGAAAGUGCCUUCAAGAGCAGGGUUACGUCCUUCAAGAUGAGUCGAACCAGCAGUGGAACAAGCUGUACGACGAGGGCCAAUUCCUCCUCCGUGACCGUUACCGCAGCCACACCGACCGCAUUGUCGACGAGACCAAGUUCUUGGCGGAUCAGUUCGACCAAGACCCACAGAACCAGGCUUUCGCCAGAUCCAUGGAGAAGCUCUUCAAGGAUCUUGGUAACGAUGCCGAUGGCAAGCCAGAGUUCAAGCCACACUUGGUCAAGGAUCUCACUGAGGUUCUCCUCCCCGCCUUCUUCGAGCACGUCCGCUACGUUCCAAUCCCACGAAUUGAGUACUCCGACCACAUGGUCGAUGCUGUCGUGGAGAACCUGGUCAUCGAAGGUGACAACCUUGCACCAAACGUUGCAGAGUUUGGCAGCGACAACUACUGGCGCUGGGGCCGUAAGGGUGCUCAGAGUAAGAACAAGAACAAGGUUAUGAUCUCAGUGUCCGGUGUCCAGAUGGACCUCCGUGAUGUCUCAUACUACAUCAAGAAGAAGGAGGGCUUCCCAAGUGUUACUGACAAGGGUGUCAUGGACAUCUUCCUUGGUGGCAGCGGCUUGAGCUUCAAGAUCGCCAUGGAGACUGCAGACAAGAGCGACAGUGCCCACUUCUUCAAGAUUAACAAGGUCGAUGUUGACAUCAAGAACAUGAACAUCAAGCUGAAGCAGUCCAACCACAAGUUGCUGUUCGGUCUGUUCAAGCCUCUGUUGCUCAAGGUCAUGCGUCCUGUGCUUCUGAAGGUUGUCGAGAAGCAGCUCCGCGACAACGUGUCGCAGCUUGACGCUAUGCUCUACCGUGUCAAGAAGGAAGCCGAUCGCGCUGCCGAGGAGGCGAAGAACAACCCCGACCCAGAGAACAUCCAGAACAUCUACCAGCGCUACUUCAACGCAUUCCAGCAGCAGAUGACCAAGGGCCAGCAGAAGAAGGAGCAGCUUAAGGAGCAGGCUGCCGACAAGAAGGUCAACGUUGCUGUCACCCAGCACGACUCCAUGUUCAAGAACAUUGAGCUUCCAGGAGGCAUCUCCACCAAGGCUACCGAGUACAAGAACCUUGCUGGCAAGGGUGACAAGUGGGAGUCACCAGUCUUCUCCAUUGGCUCUGCUAGGGAGAGCUCCAAUCUGCCAUCCGUCUCCGAGCCACAACGCAAGCCACACUCGACUGCUCAAGGUGGCGUCCGUGGUGGUAACCAGCCCAACACUGUCGCCAGCGGAACUUCCAAUGGCAGCGCUGGUGGCCUUGCCGGUGGUCUUGUCGGUUCCGGCGCCGCCCCAACUGGACCUAAUGGCUCCGCCGGCUUUAGCAACCAGGUUAACGAUGCCUUCAAGCCAACCACGGAUCUCGGUCUCAACCAGCCAGGCUCGGGCGCCGCCGCUGGCGACGAUGGCAACACCACCCUUGGCCGCAGCAACCCAGUUCUGCAGGGCAACGUCUAA
Messenger RNA from Fulvia fulva, 2715 nucleotides. RefSeq lists its product as uncharacterized. The transcript has 6 exons. The record is from RefSeq and is a predicted model, not a curated record. Bases 1 to 2715 code for a protein of 904 amino acids. NCBI's taxonomy places the organism in Eukaryota, Fungi, Ascomycota, Dothideomycetes, Mycosphaerellales, Mycosphaerellaceae.